AUGCCCGUCCAGCGGAUUCGUCGCGCGCCUCUCCGCGCGCCGCUCCUGUGCGUGCUGUGCCUCCUCUGCCUCGUCCGCUCUUUUCCCGUCGCAGACCUCGCGUCGCCUGCACGCUCCUCGCCAUCGCAGCUGUCGCCCACUCUCGCUCGUCGUCGUCUGACCCAAUUGCUCGUGCCUGAUCCCCCCUCGCAAUCCCUCGCCCCGUCGCCUAUGGCGGGGUGGGCGGCAGGCGAGGGGUGGGAGAGUGACACGUGGCGCGAUCUGAGUGGCGAGUUUGAUGAGUCGGAUGACGAGGGUGGCGAGGGCAGCAGCCGGCGGGGGAAAGAAGAUGGGGGGAAUCAGAUGCUGGGCCAAGGGGGGGAGCAAGCGCAGGGGAGGAGGGAAAAGCAGGGAAUAGGGGGAAUGGCGGGGCUGGGGAGCGCAGAGCAGGGGGAAGCGGGCGAAGCCACGGGGGCGGACGGGCGGGCGGGUCAGAAUCCGGGUAUGGACGUGCAUGGUGACGGGGCGGCUGACACAGCACAGCCAGCAGAGGGGGCGAGCGGGGGCAGGUGGGGGGUUGAGGAGGCGGACACGGAGGGGGUGGCGUGGCGGGUGGAGGAGGCGUGGAGGGAGUGGGACCGACUCGUGGGGUGCGAGCGAUUCCGAGCCAAACACGCAGGCCACAGCAGCAGCAGUGGUGGUGGAGAUGGCAGCUAUGAGGGCGAUGAGGCGAGUGACUGCUCGCUGCUGAAACUGCCCCAUGUCACCGUGCAGGUGCGCACCCCUCCACCCUCCUCGCCAGGCCAACAUCCCCCUUCACUCUCGCAAGCCUGCUACUCCCAAUGCCUCCUGCUCUUGACAAGUCCACAACCCUCUUUCUACUGUCCGUUUGCAUUCCCAUCCCCCUGCCCUUGCAACCACGGGGUGCAGAUCAUGGCGUCCUCGUCGCUGCCCGCAUGGCUGGAGGGCUUCUUCACGUGCCCCUGCGGCCUCACCUGCACGCUGUCGCGCAGUGAGGUGCUGGCAGCGCGCCCCGACGCCAUGCUGUACGAGGGGGGCGCGCCCAGGGGAGUCAGAGUCAAGGGCGACCCGCUGCUCGUGCAUGUGGCCAUGGAGGCGGAGGGGGAGGGGGAAAAAGGGGGAGAGGGCGCGCAGGCAGGCAGUGGGGUGGAUGUGACGGUGGGGUAUGGCCCGGGUGCGGACGUGCAGUGCACGUAUGCAACCAACCUGCUGCUCGCCGACCACAACCGCCUCAUUGCUGCUGCCAAGUCCCCCGCUCUGGCCAUCUUCCAUGCCUCAUCGCGCUACUCGCCGUGGCGGGCGGCAGCAGCGCCGCUGCUACUGGCGCACCCCCUCACGCACCGCUUCGGCCUGCAGACGCCCCUCCCGCUGCGCUGCUCCCUGCGCCGUGCCUUCCCCCGCUGCCAGUACUCGCACGCACCCAAGGGGGCAGGGGCGCAGGGCGCAGGGGCGCGGGGGCAGGCGCAGGUGCUCGGGCAAAGGGGGACGGGGGGGCCUGGUGUAGGAUUCUUGGGUGGGGCCGUUGCAAGGGGGACAGCAGCUGUGGGGGGGAGCGGAAGGGGGGGUGCAGUGGCGCAAGGGGAGGUAGGGGGGAAGGAGGGGCAGGGGGAGAAGGAGGGAGAGGGGAGUGCAGGGGGGGCGGAGGAGGGGGCAGGGUGGACGGCGAGGGACCGGGAGAUGGCUGGCGUGGAUGAGGCAGUUGGGGGUGGCGGGGGAGGAGGGGCGCGCGGGGGGCCGUAUGCGGGGUGGUGGGGGGAGCUGGCGUGUGCACAGUCGCACUUCCUCUUCUCCCUCGCCAUCGAGCGCCACCACCGCCCCGCCUACGUCACCGAGAAGUUCUUCCUGCCCCUCCUCGCAGGCAGUGUGCCGAUCUACUACGGGGCGCCAGACGUGGGAGAGUUUGCCCCACCGGAGUCGUUCAUGGAGGGCGGGGCGGAGAGCGAGGAGAGCAUAGUGCAGCGCGUGCACGCCAUGCGCAGCAACGCCACGGCCUACCUCUCCCUGCACGCCUGGCGCCGGUGCGGAGUGCUGGGGGGCCUGCAGCGAGCGCUGCGGAUGGGGUUUGACACUCUGCCGUGCCGCCUGUGCCAUCACAUCAGCACCAUGGGGGGGCGCGCACACACCCCACAACCCCGCUCUGCUGAAGAGGAUGCUGCUGCGGGUGGGGGUGAUGGCGAUGCCAUGAACUCGGCCACAACAGUGAUUUGA
Closterium sp. Naga37s-1 is the source of this 2208-nucleotide messenger RNA. Lineage: Eukaryota; Viridiplantae; Streptophyta; Zygnematophyceae; Desmidiales; Closteriaceae. The record is from the annotation of a GenBank genome assembly.